GCGGUUCCGCUUCCGGUCGGCCCGGCGGUCAUGGCGAGCUUUACCAAGGCGGCCCAGCAAUGGGCUACUUUUGCCAGAGCCUGGUAUCUCCUCGAUGCGAAGAUGCAGCCACCAGGAAAAAUAGCAGCUGCAACUGUAAUCAGACUUGAAGGCAGGCAUAAACCUAUUUAUCAUGCAAUAAGUGACUGUGGAGAUCAUGUUGUCAUAAUAAAUACAAGGCAUAUUGCCUUCUCUGGUAACAAAUGGGAACAGAAAGUAUAUUCUUCACAUACUGGCUAUCCUGGGGGUUUCAGACAAGUGACUGCCACUCAGCUCCAUUUGAAGGAUCCAACUGCUAUUGUUAAACUCACUGUUUAUAGAAUGCUUCCAAAAAAUCUUCAGAGAAGAACUAUGAUGCAGAGGCUGCACCUUUUCCCAGAAGAUGUUAUUCCAGAAGAUAUAGAGAAGAAUCUCCUACAAGAGAUUCCUCAGCCACGUGCAGUCCCCAAGAGGCUGGAUGAAUAUACGCCAGAAGAAAUUGCUGCCUUUCCGAAGGUUUGGACUCCACCUAAAGAUUUUCGAAGGAAAUAGUAACUGAGAAAGAAGAAAAACGGCCAUCAGGAACAUCUCACCUCCUUGGAAAAAAGCCUUCCAAACUUGGAAGCAUCUGUGCAUCUCAGUCAACCCUUUUGUGCAGAAUGGUUUAGACAGGUGUUAGCAAACUUGAUUUAGAAAGAUUAAAACAAUUAUUGUAUCUGAAACAGCUAAGAAUAGAGGUUAUGUUGUUAAUGCCGCCUGUACUCUGUUGUGUGAGAUGGUAUUUAUUAAUUGCAUUUGUUUCAAUACUGUUAUUAAAGAAUUGAUAAAUUUUUAAUGAAUAUUUACAUCUAAUGGAACUAGUACUUAGUUCACCAAAAUAAGUAACUUGCUCUAGAAGUGGCAAAACUUGAAUUCCACCCAGUAAGAGCAGUGAAUAAUGAUGGUCACAGAGCUCCCACAAAUGGCAUGCUGUUGGUAAAUAAUCUGAUUUGCUUUUCUGGUGGAACAGGUGAUCGUCCUUAAACAACUCUGUGAAUGUGAGGAUGCCAGUCUUAGUCCAGAAAAAGGGAGUUGUUCACGUAGCACUUGUUCUGUCUUUGAGGGAUGUAAAAAAAAAGCCUUUUCUAGGAUGCAGUGUGUCUUUACUAUAGGAAAUUCAUGGAGGGGUUUUGCUGAAUGCAUGUCUAUGCAGGCAGUUUCCUUGUCUGUUUAGGUAAAUACACCCACUGGAGUUACUGUGGUGGUGGUAAGCAAAAUCAAAUUUAUUCCUGAGCCAGAUUACAAUAGAAAAACACUGCUUUUCAGAGGAAGCAGUGCAUGUACCAAAUAUGUGUACAUGGAUACUAUAAUCCUGGUAGGGAUAAAAAAACUGUUAUGGAAAGAGGCAUCUUGGAGGAGUGAGGAUGUGCUGAGAUUUGUGAUGGUAAUUUUUUAUGUCCUCUGGAAGUUUAUCUCGCAGUCUUCAGCAGCCUUCUAGAAAGAGUGUUUGUGCACAACAUACUUUGCCCAUAGUUCUUCUACCUGUUCGUUGUGAGCAAAGAAGUAUUCGAUCACCAACCACUAUUUUUCAUCCUGAAGCUUUGGUCGUCCCUCUGAUAUGCAAUGCUAUAUGGUGUACUUGGAACAUCAAAAUGAAGCAAAAGAGAAAGCAGUUCGUGCUUACAGAGGGCCUGUUUGCUAAAAGGAGGAGGAUUGCAGCAUUUUACAGUGUCUGUGAUGCUGGAAGAGUGUUGUUUCAGUUCCAACAGAAUACGUUGUAAUACUACAGAGCGGCAAGGACAGCAAGAAUUUCAGUGGUAGUAGUGGUGGUACUGUUGGCUGAAUUGCAUCUGAACAGCAGACUGCAUUGGUGGGAAAGAUACACCUCCAGGAACAGCAUAAUGAAUGUAAGUAAGUAAUGAACAGAAUGGGAACUACCAGUGUUUUAAUAAUCUUAUUGGUUUUCAGACUCUUGUUUGUCUGCAGUGCACUUGAGCUUUCAGUGGGCUCGAUGACAACAUCAAGGUUGACUCUCCGCUGCUUUCUAGAUGCUGAAUGAUAUUAAACAUGUCCCAAAUACUCUUUCAUGAGAUGUGAGACAAUUCUCAACAGGAGAGUUGAUGUGUAUUCCUUCGUGUCCACCAAGCGGAACACCUCUCAGUGUAGGCACAGCUAGCACAGUUUGGACUUGCUGUGCUGUUCAUGAACAAACAUGACCAUUUGGGGCUGCAUGGUGUAUUUUCUGAAGUGGUUGUCCCUCUACAGGAGUAGCUCUGCUGACUACCCAACAUAGUGUAGUUUUAGCAGCUUAUGGAAAUAACGGCUAAGAAAGGCAGAUCAGGUGGAGAGAUGUUUGGUGAGGGAAACUGGUGUUUUCAGUAUCCAUUCCAUACGAGUGUCGUACAGGAAGAAGAGCAUUUCUUUGGCAUUCAGAUGAGUUUAUCCAGGGGAAUGUUCCUAUCCAGUGAACACGCAAAUUUCAUUUCCAAGGCGGUAACCACAUUUAAUUAACUAGCAAAGAGUAUUUUUAAAAGCAGUAGGAUAAAGUAAAUGCUUUAUUGUGUAGGUACCCAGGACAUAUACUUUAUUGGUGAGAUCUGAGUGGCAUCAGCUGUUCAUCACGUGCUAAAUGCUUCGCAGUCAAGAACUUCAGUUUCUUAGGCAGUCUGGAAAAAUAGGAGACACUGCUGCUUAUACAGACCGAAUGCUGGAGAGAAUGUUGACCAUAUGCAUCUGUGUCUUACUUUCUUUGGCGAAUGUGCAAAUCCUGAAUAAUAUUUUUAUAACUUGGUAGUGCCUACCAGUUUUUGUUUAUUACCAGGGCUUACCCAGCAGGUGAACAUAUGACCAGUGAUCCAUGGAGCGCUCUGGUUAUGCAGUUAAAGUUUGUGUGUGCUAUACAAGGUUAUAAAAAUGUAAGGAGUAUGCCUCCUCUGUUACCCCCAAGUAAUCUCUCGGUUUGUUUGAUUCGAAGUGUGUGCAUCCUGUGUGGCUGGAAGGGGAAGCCAUCUGCGUUGGCAGUCAGUUGGGUGCGCGUCCCAUAGCUGGGCACCCCGUAGGCCAGGGGCACCUGGGUUCCCCAGGGGCAAAGGGGCGAGGUGCUGCUCCCAGCUGCUCCCCAGGUUGGAGGGGCAUGGUGUAGGUGACACCAACCAUGCAGCACAGGUACCCUCAGCGAUGUGGUUAGACUCUUACCCUUCAUUUCAUAUAUGGGGAAAAUAGCACCAACUGCCUUAUUUCAAAACAUCUGACUAAGUCCAUGAUGCCUUCCCAACAUCCCUGGUUUUGCCCUACCACUCCUGGUCCUACAGGUACUUGAGAUUUGGAUGUAGUGUUGCUUGACGUCAGUAUGGGGUGCAGAUUCAUUCUGAGGUGCAAAUUCAUUCUGAACUGUAACAUGAGGCUCAAAGUCUUUCUGAGACAACACAGGCAGAAUUGCCUGAACACUGUUUUUCCACCUGUGACCUCAGCAUCACUUCCACAGGAACUGGCACAUCCCAGGAAGGACUCUAGACUGUGUCAGUACAGCAUGUGGAUGAGACAGUGCCAGCCAGGAAGGAGGCAGAGAAGAGUUCACAUUUGGGGCGAGUUAACAUGGGUGCUCGUGGCCCAGUGCAAGCAGGUAAAUUAAUAACGUGAUGCAUCCAUGGCUUGUAUGUAAUCCUAGUAAUCUCUCUCUCAUGGUCAGCUGUGGGUGCCAGGCUGUGAUAAGCAUGUGUGUGCGUAGCCAUGCUCACGUGGUGCUUUAGGACUCCAUAAACUGGCAUUAAGCUGCUUACAGAUAAACUCUGAAGUUACAUGCUGCUUCUACUUUAAAUUCAAGUCCAGAUGAGGAAGUGACCUUCACAUUUCCAUCAACUUUUCUCACCUGACUCCAAGGAAUUGGUGGGAGUUAGAGGUGAGAAAAAUUAUGGAAAAGCAGAAAUAGCCUAGAAAGUUACACAGCCACCUAGCAAGAACUUCCCCUGGGAUACACGCACAGGCAGUGCACACUCAUUCGUGGCAAGGUGUAUGAAUGGGUUGUGUUAGCAAUAAGGCUGAAUGCGAGGCUAGAGGAUUUGCAAUUACACAGUAAAGGUACGAGUUUGUCUUCUCCCCAGUGAGCUAACAGAGCAUCUGGUUGGAGACAGAAGUAAAGGCUGGUAAGUCUUUCCUUUUUGAGCAUGAAUAGACCAAACCCAGCCAGCAGCAAGAAGGAAUAGUCCUGGGAUUGACAGGCUAUCCUCUCUCUGUGUCUUUAUAGGGUUGGAUUUAAAGCAAUCCAAAUCUCAAACUUAAAUGUAUGAGCAUUUUUGAGCUUCUGCUUUAAAUCCUGCUUUGAUUCUUACUCUCUGAAGUGCUGUUCAAAGCUGAGUCAUUUUAUAAUUCACCCGGUUUGUUUUAAUGUCACAAAUUGCUUUGUGUUCCUUGAGGGGCUGUGUUGGGGUUUUUCCUUCCUCUCAUCAUUAACUGAUCCAAGUUGCCUUCGUGCCUAUCCCUGCCAGUCUUUUGACUUUGGCACAUCAAUAUACAAACUCUCACACCCAGAGCUAGUAUGAGCACCUCAUAGUCACUCUCUACACUUGUUCAUAUGUAAUUUAAAAAAAUCAGG
Messenger RNA from Cuculus canorus (common cuckoo), 4588 nucleotides. RefSeq names its product mitochondrial ribosomal protein L13 (gene MRPL13). The transcript has 7 exons. Bases 31 to 570 code for a protein of 179 amino acids. The record is from RefSeq and is a predicted model, not a curated record. Gene Ontology annotation, cellular component: ribosome; mitochondrial large ribosomal subunit. Gene Ontology annotation, biological process: negative regulation of translation; translation. Lineage: Eukaryota; Metazoa; Chordata; Aves; Cuculiformes; Cuculidae. Gene Ontology annotation, molecular function: mRNA binding; structural constituent of ribosome.